CCGCUGCGCUAUAUAUAUUCUCGGAGGAUCCUCCCAGCAUCACUCAUCACCAGGCACUCAACAACCAACCACAACAUGAAACUCUUUGUAGCCCUGUGCGCCGUACUGGCCGUAGCGAUGGCGGGAGAGGCCCGCGACAAGCGCGGCAUUUACGGCGGCGGCCACUCCGGCUAUUCCGGAAUCGGUGGCUACUCCGGCGGCUAUUCUGGCGGCUACUCUGGUGGCUACUCUGGUGGCUACUCUGGCGGCUACUCUGGCGGCUACUCUGCGCCUGCCAUCAGCCAUCGCGUUGUAGCCGUCAACAAAGUCGUGAGCGUACCCAAAGUGGUCUCCGUACCCCAGGUCGUGCACGUCCGCAAAGUGGUCUCAGUCCCCCAGGUGGUCACAGUGAAGCAAGUGGUCUCAUCCCCUAGCUAUGGAGGCGGCUUCGGAGGCGGCUACGGAGGCGGCUACGGAGGCGGCUUCGGAGGUGGCUACGGAGGUGGUUACGGAGGUGGUUACGGAGGUGGUUACGGAGGUGGCUACGGAGGCGGCCACGGCUCCAGCAGUGGCUGGUGGUGAUUUGUGAUUCGGUCUAGUCAAUUUUAACGAGAUGUUUUGUUUUGUACAGUCUAUUUUUUCAUGUAAAUAAAAUCU
Messenger RNA from Ostrinia furnacalis (Asian corn borer), 636 nucleotides. RefSeq names its product glycine-rich cell wall structural protein-like. NCBI's taxonomy places the organism in Eukaryota, Metazoa, Arthropoda, Insecta, Lepidoptera, Crambidae. The transcript has 2 exons. The record is from RefSeq and is a predicted model, not a curated record. The coding region runs from base 76 to 561 and encodes 161 amino acids.